Exophiala oligosperma is the source of this 1350-nucleotide messenger RNA. RefSeq lists its product as uncharacterized. The record is from RefSeq and is a predicted model, not a curated record. The coding region runs from base 1 to 1350 and encodes 449 amino acids. The transcript has 4 exons. Lineage: Eukaryota; Fungi; Ascomycota; Eurotiomycetes; Chaetothyriales; Herpotrichiellaceae. Gene Ontology annotation, molecular function: FAD binding.
AUGGAAAGUGCUCCGAAACCUCGAGUUUUGAUAGCAGGUGGUAGUAUCUCAGGUCAAUUCCUUGCCGUGGCUCUACAAUCUGCUAAUAUCGACUUCCUUGUCUUGGAGCGCGGCCCUGAAAUCGGUCCUCAGUUGGGUGCGUCAGUGGGGUGCCACCCGCACGGAAAUAGCAUUUUUGACCAGCUUGGUCUUUAUGAGGCCGUGGUAGCGCCUUCGACUCCAUUGGCUCAUGCACAGGCAUUUGACAAUAGGGGCAAUGUAGUCGAGUCCGAUAUCACUGUUAUAUCGGAGCAUCCCGCGAGGUUCGGCUACCCAGCUGUCUUUAUUCAAAGAUGUGACUUCAUCACCGCCAUGUACAACAAAGUCCGGGACAAAUCAAAGGUGCUCGUCAACAAAGCUAUCGUCGACUACAUUGAGGAUGAUGAGGGCAUUACUGUCUAUACUAGCGACGGCAGUAAUUAUAGAGGCACGAUUCUGAUCGGCGCGGAUGGUAUUCACAGCACUGUUCGUGGACUUAUGAAGAAAAAGGCCGAGGAGGCAGAGCCAGGAUCAGGCACCAAACUGGAGACGACCAAUAAUGGCAAACCGGGGUUCCUAACUGAGUAUAAAUGCUUGUUUUGCAUCUCGCGAACGAACGACAAGGAGUGCCCAAUGCCGGCUGGUGAAAGUUACUGGACGUACGGUCGUGACAACUCGACAACUGCUGUUUCAGGACAGCCAGGCCUGUUCUUCUGGUUCCUUUGGACAAGGACGGAUCCGGUGCAGGGAAUUCGGUCGCCUCGAUAUACAGAGAAAGACGCUGAAGAAUUCGUCCAGCAGUGGUCGAACCGAAAAAUGUGCGGCGACUGGACCAUCCGAGACGCUUGGAACGCCCGGGUGCGAGGUACGCUCGUGUCCCAGGAGGAGGGAAUCAUUGAUCAAUGGAGUCGUGGGAGAGUGGUAAUGGUCGGAGAUGCCAUUCACAAGAUGAGCGUCAACGCAGGCCUAGGCGCAAUGUGCGCUGUAGAAGGAAUCGUGCACUUGAUAAACGAGCUCUAUCCGAUCUUGUCUCCAAACUCGACAGACGAGCGACAUGGAGGGUCACCCAGCCAGGACACACUUGACAAGGCUUUCCAGGCGUAUCGAACAAAACACCUCAAACGGUUGACACGCAUCUAUAACCUCUCAUGCCAAGCCGUUCGAUUUGAAGGCCAGAGGACCCUGCUUUCACGAAUUGUUGCCAACUACGUCUUGCCUUGGUGUAGCAAUGCAGCACGUUUGUGGGUGUUCAAGGGUGUCCUUGGUGGUCAGCCUAUGCUUAAUCAUCUUCCACGCGAUAUGUCGAAGCCGAUCAACAAGAUACAAGCAUAG